AUGCGUGAUUCCAACUACAGAGCCAUCUCCAGCAAUAAGGCAGCGGUUACCAUAACUACCAGCCUUUAUGAUAGACGAGCAUUAGAUGUCACUUCAGAUAAGCCUCUAGUCAAUUCGCUUAAUUAUCUCACUUAUUUGGUCAGCUCAUCGGCAAAAGUCCGCGAGACGCUUUCCGUCGAUGGGGGAAUUGAGAGAUUAAUCGAAAUAUUGCAUGAAUGCCACAGCUGCGACCGGUAUAUCAACGACAAUGGAGACAAACAGGUAUUGAUUGCCUGGAAAUGGACAUUAGCAUUCCAGUGUUUAGUACUUGUCGGUACUAGAGGCACAGAAAAGAUCAGACAAAAAGUGGUAAGAGCGGGCAUCUUGCCAAUUAUUGCAACAGUACUAGACAACUACUUGACGUUGCACGAACAAGUGUUUUUGCAUUCUACUACUACCCAGCUGCUGCACCAACAAUCAGGACAACAACGAAAUACAUCUACCGACCCCACCCAGCAAUCUGACACCCAAGUCCAAGAAUUAUUUCAAUCCUUCUCCAAUCAGGAACAGUCGGAUAGCUUUACGGUACAUCCUUCUGCUUUACGUGAUGGUCCCAACGAAGAAGAUUUAUCAAACGCCACUUUUUUUCCAGUAACCAAUGGCCUAUAUUAUGAUCAAUUCCUGACCACUGCGACCGCUUUGGAAUCCACAGCAACAGCAACCUUUUCGACUGACAAUAUCCUUCCCGCUGGCAUGACACUAGACAACAUUAGACACGAAGAUGUUGAAAACUCAAGUCUCGAACAUUUGUUCCAACUUCUUCGAGUGUCGUCAUUUGAUGACGGGAAGCAGCGAGAUGGCAACUUCGAGAAGGAAAGCUAUUCACACAGCCUGUCCAUUCAUUCAGAAGUGAAGCGAAACAUUGUCGUUUUAAACAUUUUAGGCAGGCUUCGAGAGACAAAAGAAGCCGAUGUUUUCGAAGAAGGAUUUGUCAAUGACUGUGAGUUUGACAUGGAUAGCAAUCUCCAAUUCUUAUCGGAAUUGUACAUGCGCGAUAUGAGCAUCAACAGUAAAACCGGAUCGAAAGCAGCCGUGCGGUCGUUUACAAAAACUGGAGUUGUGAUACCCAAAGAUGACGAUAUUGUUUGGUCUUUGCAACUACUAGCAUAUAUAUCGAAGUAUCCCUAUCUCAAGGAGGUUCUUCAAAAUACCCAUUUGGUAUUGGAUAUGAGCAUACGUGACAAACAAUUGAAGAUGUACCUUGAAAAUCAGAUUCGAUUGAAGGUGAAAAAGUCCCUCAGCAUCAAAUCAAGACCCACAAUAAGACCCAAAUCCAGAAAACCGAGGAUCACAUAUUUGAAAAAAUUCAAUCCGAGUGCGUCAAACUCCCCUCAAAUGUUGACAUCGUUGAACGAUGACAGUUUAAUUCCCAAAGGCGAUAAAUUUGCAUUAUGUGACUCAGGAUACGCAGGAAUUGAAGAAAUUAGUCAUGUUGAGAUUAGCGCAAGAGCAGAUGACGAAGCGGUUGAGGAUGAGGAGGAAGUGGAAGUAGAAGACGACGAAGAAGAAGAGAAUGAAGAUGACGUUUACAAUGGUAAAGAGAACUCUGAUGGGGAUUUGGAAGAGAUCUUUUCCGACUCUAGUGAAUGUACUUUCAAGGAUUCCAGCGAAAGGGAUGAUCUCAUGGCAAGCUUGUACGAAAGAGUAGUUGAGUGCGAGUCAUUGGAGAAUGACUUUUUACGAAAGGUCAAGCUAUACCAAUUGAACGAGAAGUUGAGUAGAUUAGUCGAUGAAGAGAGCAAGAAAUUGUCAAGUGCCAUCAUCAAACAGAGAUUGAAGAAAAGGGAGUUUCUUGAGCGUAAAUGGGAUUAUGAAAAAUAUAAGUACUUUGAUAUUGACGAAUACGAUGAAGAUAAGGAUGACUCGUUAAGGGAAUACAAAAGGAUCAACUUGUUCCCCAUUGUUGAAAAAUUUACAUUUUUAUCAGGCACGGAUAUGUAUUAUUGGUCAGGGGUAAUCAUGAGAAAUUCCUGUCGCAGAAAUGAUCUUAAAGGCGGUGUUCGUCAAUGUGGAAACUUGGAUUGCGGCAAGUGGGAAAAGUACCCACGCGAAUUUUCAAAAUGCCGCAGGUGUAAAAGAACAAAAUACUGUUCCAGAGAUUGCCAGAUGAAAGCAUGGCAUUGUCAUCGAAAUUGGUGCAUUCCCAGCUCAUCAAGUAGCAGCGCCUGUAAUCAAACUACUUCUUCCGUGCCCGUGCAUCAACAAAACCAGGACGAUACAAGGGGUGCAGGAAGAAGCAAUACACUUUCUGAUGACCCUGGAAGUCAAGCGGGAAGCGAAGGGGCCAAUGAAGAUGGGCAAGAGAGCCCUCAUGAAUUAUCAUAA
Messenger RNA from Lodderomyces margitis, 2364 nucleotides. RefSeq names its product Mub1p (gene MUB1). Gene Ontology annotation, biological process: establishment or maintenance of cell polarity; ubiquitin-dependent protein catabolic process. The transcript has a single exon. Gene Ontology annotation, cellular component: MUB1-RAD6-UBR2 ubiquitin ligase complex. Lineage: Eukaryota; Fungi; Ascomycota; Pichiomycetes; Serinales; Debaryomycetaceae. The coding region runs from base 1 to 2364 and encodes 787 amino acids. The record is from RefSeq and is a predicted model, not a curated record.